This is a messenger RNA of Colletotrichum lupini, 4557 nucleotides long. RefSeq lists its product as uncharacterized. Bases 1 to 4557 code for a protein of 1518 amino acids. The transcript has 9 exons. Lineage: Eukaryota; Fungi; Ascomycota; Sordariomycetes; Glomerellales; Glomerellaceae. The record is from RefSeq and is a predicted model, not a curated record.
AUGGCAUCGCCGACUCUUGCUGACCAGGCUGGUCAAGCAAAGCGCCAGCCGGCUGAUUCGCCUGGAUACCUGACGGAGAGGCAAUUCCUUGACCCGACUUCUCGUCAAUCACCGAAGGAACAGGGAGCUCAGAAUGCUACGAGCUCUAAUGAGAAGCUGACUGUCAGAGCUUUGAUUCAGCAAUUAGCUCAAAUGGCGUCACUAAAUCCUAACCUUCGAAAGCUGAUGCAACGAGUCGCAGAUGGAAAGGCUCAACCCCAAGAGCUCGCUCGUUUUCAACGGAUUGUUGACAAUACACAGGGGAAUUUCGUGUUUCGAAAGCGGAAUGGUCAGCAGGGCCAUUCGCCCACCAAAGACAUGCAGCAGCCAGUCCCAGGCAUGCUACCUAGAUGUAGUGGGCCAAAUUACGACGCUGCAUCUUUUGCCUCAAGGGUCACAGUGACAAGUAAACAUUCCAUCAACGAUCACUUAUGGUCCCAAGACAACGAGAAGAGGACCAUAAGUAGUGAUAAUGCGUUAAAAUUGGAAGAAAUAGAAGGGAGUUACUCGCAGUCCCUGCCGACUCCUGCGAAGCAAGAAGCCCCUUUCACUGAUUCCGGAUAUGCGUCAGGGAUCGACGUUAGCAAUCUCCCGGGAAUGGAAUUGGGAGGUGCUAAUACACCUGGCUAUGACGGAAAUGACCUUGAUGCUAGAACCGUAUACUCAGGAGCGAGCAGUGUGGCAAUGGAUCAAGCGCAGCGGUAUAUCUCCGAGUUGUCCAGCACUAUCCAUAGUAAACUCAGCGGGAGUAUCGACUUGGAUCACUGGAUGUCACUGUCCGAACGCCUCUUGGGCCUUAUCAAAGAUUUUUCUAUCAAACUUGGCCUUGAAUCCUCGGACCAGGUGAACCGGGACAGAAUGCACUUCGUACACAAACGUAGCCGGGAGAUUGCAACGCAACUUGACUCAAUGGUCCUCUGUGUCGACGCUUCGGCAGAGAAUACGGACAAGAGAGACGACAUGCCCUUAAGCGAGAAGAUAGCCCUGUGGAACAGCAAGGCGACGGAAGUAGGGACCUCUCUCAGCGACAACGAGCUUUUCGUGGGGGUUACGGACGAAGAAGAUACCAUAGACACGGCGGAACUAUCGAAGUACAACAAGACCGUCAUAGAGAGCAAGUCAUUCAAGUGGCUUAUCGAUAGCCUGCGAAGAGAAUUGGCCCUCAGGCGAGAUUUCGAUGAGUCGGAAGGUUUCAACCAUCGUGAAAUUCUACGGCGUAAGAUCUUAGAGAACCUUCCAACCGGCAAGAUUAGUAAACGCCGACCACCAAACACUCACUCCGUAACAUUUCGAGUGCCGGGAUGGGUACUCCUUGGCGCAGCCGGUCUCAACCUGUUCAGAUCUGAAAGCCCCCUGCACGAGGCCAUUGUCAUAACCAUUUGCUCCGGAGAUGCACAGGCAGCAUCCGUAGAGGAUUACAUGAAGCAAACAUGGCCUUCAACCUGGAGAACGAUCUUCAACUUGGUGCAUUGGGCGUCUGUCGGUGAUAGUGGCAGAAUUUACAAAGAGAUUUUGCAUGACAGGACCCGGGUAUCAGCAUCUUCUGAAGACGGUACUCUCAUAAUGAACCUCCACGGUACUGCACACACCAUUGCAGAGUGCGGUGAGCAGCUUGCAUGGCUGCAGACUUCAUUUGCAAACGCCCCUCCUCACCAAUCAAUGGACAAUGUCCUACAACGGAUUCCCGGGCGUGUAUGUUUUGAUAUCGGGGUCGGUAAACCUCCUUUCGACGAGUUUUCACUCUUGGAACAGUCUCAAUGGAUAGAGUUACUAAGAAACGACAACGUUGUUCUUAUUCCCGGGUAUCCUAUCUUGCGCCGACCGAAGGCUUUCAACGGUAUUGAAGUCUCUCCUCACCAUCUCCUAGAUUUUCUAGGAAAAGACUCCAGAUCCGCUUCCAAAGUCAGUUUGGAUGGGACACGAAAGAAGCUUUCUCUUGUGAAGCAAGUGCAGAAUGUGUAUCUCUGGCAUGAAACCCCGAGUGCUCGGAAAUUAUCUUGCGUUUGCUCGAAACCUAGCAAUCAGGCACACAAAGGUGCAUAUAGCAGGAGAAAUAUUGAUCUAGAGAAUAUCCUGAGCGGCCGUCAUAUCAUUGAGCAAUGCCGAGAAUCCCGUCUGGAUGCAGAUGACUCCGUGUCAACAGUAAGAAGAGAAUUUACAUGUAGGUUCAAAGACGAUGGAGGCCUGCACCCCAGCUCCUCUAGCUCAUUGGCAAUGGACUCACAUGGAGCUGAGUCCCCGAAGAGCACAGCGUCGUCGGGGAAGCUCACAGGGGAAAUUGGAGACAUAGACAUUGUCACCAGACUUUCGUGGGACAAUGAUGCCAAUUCCCGGGUUUCGUGCCAAUGCUCAUACGGGAUUCAUCCGUGUGAAUCGACCGAAUCCUUGUUGGAAUCUGACUUGCUGUCGAUGUCGGAAUCAUCGGAAAAACUUCAGCCCCUGGGAGGUGACAAUCCGAUACGGGCAGUCUUGAAUACCGUGGUUUUCCGCCUCGUUUCAGGCUUUCAAUAUGCAGCUGACGGGGAGAACCCACCUUAUGGCAGUGGACAAGAUCACGGAAUGGCAGUUUCAUCGUCUUCUCGCAGCAUCGUGGCAUCUUUAGGGCCUGCAGAAAAAGGUGGAAAGAGGAAACAUGUCCAAAACGACGACUCAGACUCAGAAGAGGACGCGACCGAUCCAAGACCUUCCAAAAGGUCUAAGAAAACGUCACAGCACAUCAAGCUUCUGGCCUGUCCAUUUGGAAAGAUGAGCCCCAGCAAAUAUUUCGCCUGUUCACGAUUCCAGCUCAAACGAAUCCGGGACGUCAAGCAGCACCUGAAGAGAAAGCACACCCCCGACGAUUAUUGCAACCGCUGCCUGAGAAUCUUCGAUGACGAAGAAAGCCUCACGCAGCACGUGUCGCAACCAGACGGGUUCGGUUGCCAACUCGCGCCUGAGGGGAGAACGCUAGAUGGAAUUACCCACAGACGAAGCCGCGAUCUCUCUAGAAAGGCAAACGCGGAGUUGUCGGAAGAACAGCAAUGGUUCGCAAUCUGGGAUAUCGUUUUCCCCCAGAAGCCACGCCCUGAAUCCGCUUACCUAGAUUCCGCUUUUGCCAUGCAAGUUUGCCUAUUUCGGGAGCAUUGUGCGCGACACGCGGAGCCGCUCCUUGUCCAGAAUCUUCGGGCUGCUGGACUGUUAGAUGAAGGCAGGGUGGCCGCCGACCAGGAGCAGCUCUUAAGGAGAGUUAUUUCAGAGUCUUUGGAUUCCUUCUGCGAUACUUUCAGCACGAAUGGCUCUUCGGACUCAGGAAUAGGUCGAAACCGCAAUUUAACACGCAAUGAGACACCCGCUGCGUCAUUGGUAGACAGCGGUAUUGGGAUAGGAAGUCACUUCCAACCAAGGACAGUUCCAUUCGCAACUGCAUCCGUUUCACAGCAAAACAUCCGCCCAGUACCUACGGAUGUUCCAGCGGAUUUUCAAACAUUAGGGUCAGAAGAGCGGGCAGUGUUUGGCUCGCAAUCUUUUGCCAGUUUACAUCAACCGGGAGCCUUGGGCCAGUCCUUUACAGCGGAUUUCCCUCUUGAUCGCGAUUUACCAAGCGUGGAACAUAGGCCUGAUGGAUUUGGAAUGUUUGGCUACAACUUAUCAACGGUUUUGCCUCCCCUCGAACUUUCCUCGUGGCCCUUCCUACAGACAGAACUUAUCCCGCACGAAGAGGCACCCCAACCAAAUGUGAAAGUUGAGAUGGCAAAGACCAAGACUCGGAUGUCACGACACUUGCAAUUUCCGCUUGGCGGAGUGCCCACUCUCCAUAUUUUUCAGCUCGCCUGGGGACCUACAUGUAAGCUGAACGACCCUAGACAGAUACAUCAUCGAUGCUCUGCCCUCGAUCGCUACCAUAUCUUCUCUCACUUUAUCGCUGUUCUCCAUGUAGACCAAGCUAGGUUCGAGGAAGAUUCUUUGGAACGUCUCAAAAUGCGUGUCGUUUCGAGUUCAUGGCUCUUUGCCGUGACCGCCUCAGCCUCCCUAUCCGACAUCGCCUCCCUACGCUGCAGCUCCAGCGCCAUCCUUCCCACGCCCACGUACGACCUCAAAGGCGCGCUCUUCACAGUCUGCACCGAAGAAGUGAUUAACGCACCCAUUGACAAAAUCUACCCUGCGCUUCUCGACUUCCGCCGCUACAGUACCUGGAACACCUUUGUAAUCGACGUCGGCCUCCCGCCCGAUGUGCAGGGACCGGGGGACGUGUACGCCGGCCUAUCGAUGAACUUUACCACAGCUGGUAUCAUUCCCGGCGUCAAUACCUCCUCGACCGAGGUCAUCAGUUUACUUGCACCGGAUGUGCGCGGCAGUGACGACGGCGCUACACGAGCCGUCAACGUGUGGCGAAACGACGAUGGACUUGGUGGCACGUUUCUGCCGGCGGAGCAUCCGAACCUGUUGACGGAUUUGGGAAACGGGUCCGGUACUCUACAAGAAAGGUUUGAGACGCAGGGGAAAGACUCGAAGAGGUUCGUGGAGGGGAGCCUUCGUUAG